CGGAGUCUCCGAGGACGCUCGCGGGAGCCAUGGCGGCGGCCGAGGAGCCCAGCUGGGGGGACGAAGUGGAGGAGGACGAGGACGAGGACCAGGAGGAGGAGGACGAGGAGGAGGAACAGGAGGACGAGGAGGAGGAGGACGACGACGACGAGGAGGAGGAGGAGCAGUUUGUUCUGGUGGAAUUGUCGGGAAUUAUCGAUUCGGAUUUUCUCUCAAAAUGUGAAAAUAAAUGCAAGAUUUUGGGAAUUGAUACUGAGAGGCCUAUUCUGCAAGUGGACAGCUAUGUCUUUGCUGGGGAAUAUGAAGAUACUCUUGGGACCUCUGUUAUAUUUGAAGAAAAUAUUGAACAUGUGGAUGCUGAGGGCACUGAUAAAACAAUGCUGAAAUACAAGUGCCAUACCAUGAAGAAACUUAGCAUGACCAGAACUCUGCUGACAGAAAAGAAGGAAGGAGAGGAAAACAUAGAUGGGGUAGAAUGGCUGCAAUUGAAGGAUAAUGACUUCGCCUAUAGACCCACCAUGAUUUGUAGCUUUAUGCAUGAAGAUGAAGUUGCAGCAGCAGCCUCUGGUAAACCUUUGGAAUUGGAGGCCCAAGAGAGUCAAAUGAAAGACCGUGAAAGUGUGAGCUAUGCAGAGGAGCAAUCCCUGCACUUGGAACCAGAGGAGUCUAUUUCUUCUAUUGACACCCCUUCUGAGGCAGGAAGAGCCGUUUUUAUGGAAACUGAAGAUGCUGCCUUUGAAAUCACUCCUAGAUGAAAUAUUUCUUGGUAUAACUAGUUGUGAACUUUAAGGGGAUAUGUAAGAAUUUACUGUGUUACAUAGUUGGCUCACUAUUUUAUUGUUAUUGUUGGCUAUACACGGAUUUCCAUUUAUAGCACAACUUAGUAUACUAGAAUUAUUCAGGACCAACCAUAAAUUAAAAUUUUUAAAAUAUGUCUUAAA
Molecule: messenger RNA, 941 nt
Organism: Jaculus jaculus (lesser Egyptian jerboa)
Lineage: Eukaryota; Metazoa; Chordata; Mammalia; Rodentia; Dipodidae
Gene: Gtf3c6
Product: general transcription factor IIIC subunit 6
Exons: 6
Coding region: 30-755 (241 amino acids)
Biological process (GO): transcription by RNA polymerase III
Cellular component (GO): transcription factor TFIIIC complex
Source: RefSeq, a predicted model, not a curated record